CUCGCCAAUCCACCAGGUGUCUAAUCCACGAAUAAUUCCAUCCGCGACAGCGCGAUGCUCUCCAGACGCAAGGAUCCGCGCAACAUCAAGGAGGGUGUCGUUGGCAAGUACGUUAAGAAGGACACCCCGCCUGGAAUCUCCAUUAUAAACGUCUGGACGACUGAGCCGAAAAAGCGGACGAGUGGUCUAAACAGGUCAUCAUUGCCUCCUCAAGGUGGUGCAUCUACUUCUGCAUCAACAUCCAACUGGCAUACUGCUGGUGCAGCUGGUACAACUGUUCAAAAGUUUGGUAACCAGAAGACUACCAUUAGUGAUGUUGGUCUGGGGGCACAUGAGGGUAAAUACACACCUUCCAUUCCAUCUCUUACCACACCAGACAAUCCUCAAUCAGCUAGGAGUUCUACAACUUCAAUUGUGCAAAAGUUUGGUAAUCAAAAGACCACCAUCAGUGAUGUUGGCCUUGGGGCACAUGAAGGAAAGUACACUCCAUCAUCAUCUGCAUCAAAUUUAUCUCCAAGACUUACUAAUCUGUCCAUAAAUGAUGUGAAUCAAAGUUUAGUUACAAUCAACUCUCAACCGCCGCCUCCACCGCAGCCGAUUUACGUGAAUCAAAUCGGCAGUUCGUAUAUUGACAAUUCUUCGGCGAGUAACGCCAACUACGUCGAGAUUGAUCAGAUUUAUCCACUCACAGAGAAUUACGAAUCGAAUUACCGCACGCAUUCCCCGAUUUAUCAGAAUACCGGCGAGAACGCUGCUCAUGCGCAUGGUCACUUGGACACCACGCCGAUCUAUAGCAAUACAAGCGAUAGGUUUCGGCAGACUCAGGGUAUGACUUACGGUGAGAGUCUUGCGCAUCAUUUGCGGCAUAGUAUUGAGCGCACUGACGGGUUACAAAAACCGGAGAGCUCGGAAGAGCUGCCAUUGCCGCCUGGAUGGUCAGUGGAUUAUACACUCAAGGGCAGGAAGUAUUAUGUUGAUCACAACACGAAGACGACGCAUUGGUCGCAUCCGCUGGAGAGGGAAGGAUUGCCAACUGGGUGGCAAUGCAUACAUUCACCGCAUUAUGGUGUUUAUUAUUUCAAUCACAUUACGAGGACUGCUCAGUAUGAACAUCCAUGUUUGGUGCCUUGUUUCAACUACCAGGCGGAUGUGAGGUACUUAAGUCCGCCGGGGCAUACACAUUAUCAGCCACACAGUGUCUUAGUACCAGCUAAUCCGUAUUUAUUGGAGGAAAUUCCGCCGUGGUUGAAAAUUUACUUUCAAGCGCGUGUGGAGUUAGAUCACAAAUUGCGUUGGGACAUGUUCCAAUUAACAGAUCUGGAUUGUUUCAACGCGAUGUUAACAAGACUCUACAAGCAGGAGUUGCAAAUGAUUGUUAUGAGAUAUGAAAGUUACAGGUCAGCAUUAUUUGUUGAAAUGGAAAAGUGUAAGAUGCAACGAAAAGAUUCGAGGGCUGUGACCGGACAUCAUUGAGUAUUUUUUACGCGAAUAUUAUCAUUUUUUUAAAACAUACGAUUUUAUCAUUGCAAAGUUUUGUUCCUAUUUUAUCGAUUUAUCAAACAUUGCCACCGCGCCGACAACAUUUUGAUAAUAUGUUGUGUAUAUUUUACAACUGUGCUACAUUUAUUUAGCUAAUAAUUUAACAUUUUCAUCAAUUACUUUGUAAGUUCUUGAGUGACAGUAUUUUCGGGUUUUGUGAUUACAGACUUGAUAGCUACUUUCUUUACAUCAUCAAAUUCAUUGUUCACUUCGUAUCUCUCCACAUGUGUGCCUGAAAUUUUGAACACUGUUGCUUGCUUUAUGCCUAGUGAUUUAGUCCAUUGUUGAGCUGUAAAAAUAUUGAAUUAUUGCAAAUGUUUACCUUAUGUAUUAUAGAAUUAAUUUUUAAAUAA
Messenger RNA from Dalotia coriaria, 1892 nucleotides. It is a transcript of the gene sav, whose product is annotated as scaffold protein salvador. NCBI's taxonomy places the organism in Eukaryota, Metazoa, Arthropoda, Insecta, Coleoptera, Staphylinidae. The transcript is spliced from 6 exons. Gene Ontology annotation, molecular function: molecular adaptor activity; protein binding. Gene Ontology annotation, biological process: positive regulation of apoptotic process; apoptotic process; negative regulation of cell population proliferation. The record is from RefSeq and is a predicted model, not a curated record. Gene Ontology annotation, cellular component: cytosol. The coding region runs from base 55 to 1473 and encodes 472 amino acids.